This is a messenger RNA of Paraglomus brasilianum, 1091 nucleotides long. Lineage: Eukaryota; Fungi; Glomeromycota; Glomeromycetes; Paraglomerales; Paraglomeraceae. The record is from the annotation of a GenBank genome assembly.
AGCAUGCAUGGAAUUUAGGACAUAAGGACGUUCCUGGUAGAGAUGUUGUUGCAUAUGUUAAUUGGGAUAUUGGAUGGCCUUCAGAGAAUAGUUCCGGAUCAAGUAAAGGCAAAGGAGAAACUCCUUCGGCUAAGAAGGGUAUGGAGCCAGGGCCAUCACUGGGCAAAGCGGUCCUUAAAUUGGACGGUCUCCUAAAGAAGGCCGAAAUUCAUGAAGUUUUGGAGUUGUAUGAAAAUCGCAAACCCACUGGCGGCAAGUUGGAAGUGCGUAUACGUCUGCAAACACCUCUCGAUGAAGCUGAGGUUGUUACUAGAACAGAAAAGUGGUUAAUAAUAGACGAGUUCAAUAGGAACAAUCCUGUAUUUUCAGCACUUCAAACGUUAUCAGCUCAGAAUGCAAAGGCAGCAGGAAUUUCGGUGAUACCUUCGACACCUACUUCAACACCCAGUCAAACACCCACUUCAUCAACAUCUACAAGAGCUGAUUCCAUAUCAACUUCUUCACAACAGAGAGUCCCACAGCCACCAAGUACAACGGCAAAAACAACAACAAGAAGUAAUAUUGCCAAUCCUGCCAGACCCGAACGGGAGGCUGUUCAGAAUAAUGUUGCUCAAAAAGAUGCUCAUACUCAAAACAAGAUAUUACCUCAACAAUUAGAUCAGGGUAAAAAUAAUGGAUCUUCACUAGAAAAAUCAAAUGAACUUGAACAAGCCGAAGAGGAGUUGAAUAAUGUGGACAACCUAAUAUCAAAUCUUGUACUUGAGAAAGAGAUGGGUUUAGUUGAUAGUCAAAUUGAUACUUUCAAGAAACAACAUAAACCCGUUCCUGAAGAUCUUAUUGAUCGUAAACAAGCUUUAGAAAUCAAGAUGUCCCUUUUAGUCAUCCAAGUGGAAUCUGGACAGUUGACUAUGGAUCAAUAUAUAGCACAAGUUAAAGCAAGUAUCUUGAAACAUAAAAAACUUGCAUUAACAUUUAAAGGUGCAGGCAAAUUGGAUGGAGCAAAACAAGCACUAGCAAGAAGCAAAAUUAUGGAGAAAGAGGUAAAAGAAGUAGAAGAUGCUAUGGCCAAUGGUCCUCUCGUAGAAGAAUAA